Messenger RNA from Sitodiplosis mosellana (orange wheat blossom midge), 1500 nucleotides. Its product is annotated as zinc finger protein 311-like. Gene Ontology annotation, cellular component: nucleus. NCBI's taxonomy places the organism in Eukaryota, Metazoa, Arthropoda, Insecta, Diptera, Cecidomyiidae. Bases 107 to 1222 code for a protein of 371 amino acids. Gene Ontology annotation, biological process: regulation of transcription by RNA polymerase II. The transcript has 4 exons. Gene Ontology annotation, molecular function: RNA polymerase II transcription regulatory region sequence-specific DNA binding; DNA-binding transcription factor activity, RNA polymerase II-specific. The record is from RefSeq and is a predicted model, not a curated record.
GUUGAAAUGUUGUCAUUUCCCCAGCAUUCAAUUUAUAUAAAAAAACUCAUUAGAUAAGUUUUAUACCUGGGCAAUUUCUCUUUCGCUUGUCGUCAUUGAACAUUUUAUGUAUUACUGCCAAAACUGUAAGACGUGUGUUCGAAUGGCGUCAAUUUCGUUUAAAUGCUUUAUUUGUGAUAUGCCCUGUGUGGCUAUUGAUAAGAACCGUGGAUUCAACAUCGCGAGCACAUUGGCGAUGCCAUUGUCUGCUGUUCUCGAGAAAUGUUUACGUGUUGUGGCCGAUGUCGAGUGUGAAUACUUUUGCACGACAUGUGCCGAGAAAAUUGAAGAGUACGACCGUCUGGUGUGGCAAAGUCAACGAAUUGAAAAAGAGUUGCAUGCACAAUUCCAAAAUAAAUCCAUAAAAUUUGAGGCAGAUGACCAACGUCCAAUUAUUAGCAAUGGAAUCAUAUGGGAUCGAGAUCGAGUUAAUGAGGUGUUGAUUGAAAUGGCCACUGGACAUAAUGAUGUGGACGUGGAGAGAAAACCAAAUAUUGAACUGUUGAAUUUGGAUCUCGAACCACAGAAUGGAAGAGACAAUGAAAUGAAGAGGAAGAUUGGAAAUGAUAAAAAUGGGUCUAACAAAAAGUUCGAUAGCCAAAAAGAUGCACCAAUUUUGGAAAAUAAAGUUUCAUGUGACUAUUGUGGCCGGACAUAUCGAUCAAAGAGCGCUCUCAGUGUGCACAUUGUGAAGCAUAUCGACAAAAAUCCGUUUGAGUGUAAUUUGUGUGGAAAAACUUUCACACAACGAGGUGGUAUGGUUCGACACAUGCGAAUCCACAGUGGAGAACGACGUCAUCAGUGUGACGUUUGCGGCAAGCGUUUUAUCCAUACUGCAUCAUUUAAUGUCCAUAAAAAGAUUCACGCUGGUGAAAGACCGAAAAAAUGUACGGUGUGUGGUUCCAAUUUUCGUUCAAACAGUCACGUCGCAAGGCAUAUGCGAACUCACACUGGGGAAAAACCAUUCAAAUGUGAAGUUUGUGGUCAAAAAUUUGCUCAAAGGUACAAUUUGACAACUCACCAAAAAACACACGAGAGAGACCAGGGAGAGCCACUGAAACAUUACAAGUGUCUCGUUUGUCCGGAGACAUUCAUUCGCCGUGAAAAAUUGGAUGAUCAUUUAGUACAAGCCCACCAAGCGAUUGAAACCUCAAUUUCACUCGGCGUGUUCAAUUCCGCAUAAAAAUGUACUUGAAUGUACCGUGAUAAUGUUGACAUUGUUUAGGUUACUCUAUUAAUGAUGCCAACAAUUUGAGCAUAUAUUUUAUUUUAACAGAAUAUACUAACCAUCACUUGUUCACAAUGAGAAUGAAUCAUCACUCACCCAUUUUUUUAAAUCAAAACUAAUGAAUAUAUUUUUUUAUAUUCAAACAUGUUGAUUUUUCAUAUAUUGUUUAUAAACUAUUAAGUACAAUGCUCCUUGAAAUAUAAGCAUAAACAUUUAUGCACAAUUUACAUUGA